This is a messenger RNA of Nomascus leucogenys (northern white-cheeked gibbon), 1827 nucleotides long. The record is from RefSeq and is a predicted model, not a curated record. Lineage: Eukaryota; Metazoa; Chordata; Mammalia; Primates; Hylobatidae.
UGAGAGUGAUGCCUUUUCUAUGGAUUUGUCCUCUAGGGUUUUCCCUUGCAGAUUCAUCAAGAUGAGCAUCAGCGCCCCACCCAGACUCCUGGAGCUGGCAAGGCAGAGCCUGCUGAGGGACCAGGCCUUGGCCAUCUCUGCCAUGGAGAGGCUGCCCAGGGAGCUCUUCCCCACACUGUUCGUGGAGGCCUUCAGCAGGAGAUGCUGUGAAACCCUGAAAAUGAUGGUGCAGGCCUGGCCUUUCACCCGCCUCCCUCUCGGGUCCCUGAUGAAGUCGCCUCAUCUGGAGACCUUAAAAGCUGUGCUGGAGGGAGUUGAUGUGCUGCUGGCCCAGGGGGUUCGCCCCAGGUGGUCAAAACUUCAAGUGCUGGACUUGAGGAAUGUGGAUGAGAACUUCUGCAGCAUAUUGUCUGGAGCCACUGCAUCCUUCCCGGAGGCUCUGAGUCAGAAGCACACAGCAGAGAGCUGUCCAGGGACAGGCGGGCAGCAGCCCUUGAUGGUGUUCGUAGACCUUUGCCUCAAGAACAGGACACUGGAUGAAUGCCUCACUCACCUCUUAGAGUGGGGCAAGCAGAGAAAAGGCUUACUGCAUGUGUGUUGCAAGGAGCUGCAGGUUUUUGGAAUGCCCAUCCACAGGAUCAUAGAGGUCCUGAACAUGGUGGAGCUAGACUGUAUCCAGGAGGUGGAAGUGUGCUGCCCCUGGGAGCUGUCCAUUCUUGUGAAGUUUGCCCCUUACCUGGGCCAGAUGAGGAAUCUCCGCAAACUUGUUCUCUUCAACAUCCGUGCAUCUGCUUGCAUUACCCCAGAAAACAAGGGGCAGUUCAUUGCCCGAUUCACCUCUCAGUUCCUCAAGCUGGACUAUUUCCAGAAUCUGUCUAUGCACUCUGUCUCUUUCCUCGAAGGCCACCUGGACCAGCUGCUCAGGUGUCUCCAGGCCCCCUUGGAGAUGGUCGUAAUGACCGACUGCCUGCUGUCAGAGUCAGACUUGAAGCAUCUCUCUUGGUGUCCGAGCAUCCGUCAGCUAAAAGAGCUGGACCUGAGGGGCAUCACACUGACCCAUUUCAGCCCUGAGCCCCUCGCAGUUCUGCUGGAGCAAGUUGAGGCCACGCUGCAGACCCUGGACUUAGAGGACUGUGGGAUCGUGGAUUCCCAACUCGGCGCCAUCCUGCCUGCCCUGAGCUGCUGCUCCCAGCUCAGCACCUUCAGCUUCUGUGGGAACCUCAUCUCCAUGGCCGCCCUGGAGAACCUGCUGCGCCACACCGUCGGGCUGAGCAAGCUAAGCCUAGAGCUGUAUCCUGCCCCUCUGGAGAGUUAUGACGCCCAGGGUGCUCUCUGCUGGGGCAGAUUUGCUCAACUUGGGGCUGAGCUGAUGAAGACACUGAGGGACUUAAGGCAGCCCAAGAUCAUUGUGUUCAGCACCGUCCCCUGCCCUCGCUGUGGCAUCAGGGCCUCCUAUGAUGUGGAGCCCAGUCACUGCCUCUGUUGAAUGCAUGCCAUCAGGGUGGAUAUAUUUCAAGCUUUCUUCUGGUCAUUUGGGAACCGAAUCAUAGGCCAUGAGUGCAUAUUAAAGGGAGCACAGACCCAUCAUUUCAGAUGCCUGUUCAGUGUGAACGGGAAAGGAACGGGGAUGCAGGAGGGGCAGGACUUGGGGAAAAGUUGACUUGGAGUGGAUGGGCUCUUUAGAGACCUGUGUCCCAGAGAACCAGAAAUGGGAAUCUGAAUUGCUUGAGUGAGAAUCAGGUAGGAGAGACACAUGAGAGGGUUACCCCCGCACAGAGGGUUGUAAUGGAACUGGAACGGUCACAAAUAAAGGAAACGGAGUGGAAA